UGGAUGAUCAUCUUUCAUAUGCAGCUAUGGGGAAUUGCUUACAGAAAGGAACAAGCCUAAUCCUGGAAACCGGAAACGGGAAGCUUUAAUUACCUACGUACCUACAUACAUACAUACAUACAUCAAUACUCCAACCAUCAUGAGCUGGGAAAGACAGCAGCAAGAUUUUGGCGGAAACAUGACGCACGACGGUGCUUAUCCUGCGGGCGGGGGCUACGCCCGAGCUGACGACGAUGACCUGCGCGGGGCCGCCGAGCAUGCGAACCGCCACGCGGGGGAUUCGGGGAACAGCGAUUUGUUCUCGAACUUGCUCGGUGCGCUGACCCAGAAGAAACAAUCGCUUGCGGACGAAGACGUGGACGAGGAAGAUGCCGUUAAGCAGCACAAGCGUUACUUCGAACGCCGUGACGACGAUGACGACGAGGCGGAUGACAAGAGCAUGGGCUCUGCUGCUGCCCUACAGGCAUUAAAGAUGUUUACUGGGGGUCAGAGUGGGAGCUCUCACGAGGGCAAUAGCCAAAGUGCUUUUGUAGGUAUGGCUAUGGCUGAAGCUAGCAAGCUCUUCGAUCAGAAGGCCUCUCAGGGCAAGGUCUCCAGUGAUAGCAGCAAGGAGUCCGCCGUCAUGAAGGCUGGUGAGAUGGCUUUGAAGAUGUACUUGAAGAGCCAAGGCGGAGGCGGGUCCUCUUCCUCGGGUUCGAGUAUUCUCAGCCUGGCCUCCAAGUUCCUCUCGUAAAAUGACCCGAUUUGUUGGCCUGUCCUUCCCCCCUUCUCGGGUAGCGACCGUGUCGCAAGGAGCAAACUAGCUAUUGACUUUUCGAAUGUUCGACGAGAUUCCACCAAGUACAUUUGACAGUCCAAAACGCAAAAUGAAUUGAUUUACUGGGUGAAAUAUGGGGUUCGACGACAGCCGAGACAUACAGAGACAUACAUACAUACACACAGACA
Molecule: messenger RNA, 945 nt
Organism: Hypoxylon trugodes
Lineage: Eukaryota; Fungi; Ascomycota; Sordariomycetes; Xylariales; Hypoxylaceae
Exons: 7
Coding region: 140-733 (197 amino acids)
Source: RefSeq, a predicted model, not a curated record